AUGCUGGGUUUCCCUGGUAUUCCAGGAUCAAAUGGUAUACCAGGCGUCCCGGGGCCACACGGACCCCAGGGAAGGGAAGGUCCAAAAGGACAAAUUGGUGAUAAAGGAUCACAAGGAAUGUCGGGUCCAAGAGGAGACAGAGGGCGCGAAGGACUCCCUGGGAAGAGUGGACCCCGAGGAAUAAAGGGAAUGAAAGGAGAGCCAGGCAUUUCGGGAAUGAAAGGAGAGAAAGGCAUUGUGGGAAUGAAAGGAGUGCGUUGAGCUGUGGGAAUGAAAGGAGAGCGAGGUAUUGUGGGAAUGAAAGGACUGCGCGGAGCUGCGGGAAUAAAAGGAGAGCGAGGCAUUGUGGGAAUGAAAGGAAGAAAAGGAGACAAAGGAGAGAAAGGAGAAAGCGCCAAAGGAAGUCAAGCAAGUGUAGUACCACAAACCAACUGGAAACAAUGUGUGUGGAAAUCAGCUAGCGAUACUGAUAACGGAAAGAUUAAGGUAAAUAGAAUAAGAAUCAUAACACACUCCUAAGAGAAUUCAUUCCCUUUUAAAUUAAAAUUUUUCAAAGGCGAACGUCUCCCUUCUCACUCACCGUUUGCCAACACAUUACAUAAAUAACUAAGUUACAUUUCCCUUUACUUUGGUUCUUUUUUGAACGAAAAAAAGAAGACCAUCGUGCGUGAUACAAUGAUCAGACCAUAUGGAUAACUACAACAAAAAUUUAAGCUAUUACAGAGUUUUUAAAAAUUAGGAAGUAAUCAUCACUGGAGUUGUUAGUAUCAAUCAUUAGACACGGUUUCUCGCCCCAAUACAAUAUGUUUGAUUUGUGUGCUUUUAUUCCAGGACUGUGCCUUUAACAAACUGCAGUCUAAUUCAGCGCUCAGAGUCUCAUUCCAGGGAAACAGGAGGGUCCAUGGUCAUAAUAAGUGUAACCGCUGGUAUUUCAAGUUCAAUGGAAAUGAAUGCAGUGGACCAAUGACGAUUGAGGCUGCUGUUUACAACAACUGGUCAUCUGGGUACCAUUAUCUGUAUCAUCAUCGAUCAUUUGAGGGGUACUGUGAAAACAUCUCACAAGGCGCAGUUAGAGUGGAAUUAUGGGUAGGAAAGUGUAGUGGCCAAACCCUGGGUGGUGCUCGCACUAGGUGGAUAUCAGUGUCCCGGAUAAUGAUUGAAGAAGUAUCUAGGCCCCAGUCCUAAUGAGGGGAGUCUUUACCUUCUGCGCUGUUUCAAUUUCCUUCGAAUAGCAUUCUACGAAUAUAGACUGUAAAGCGCAAGGUGCGAAAGUAUUGUUUUUGGUUAUUUUCUUUUUAGCCCUUUGUGGUUACUUCCGUCGCAUUACAUGGUCAAUAGUAAACUAUUAUAACAGUAUCAUGAUUUUGUAUUAUUAUGUUGACAUGUUAGUCCUGUGCGGCAGCUCUUUGUUUUGUCACGCUGCGCUUCUUUAACUCCUUUGUGGGGAGGCACCUUUCGUGACGACACAAUAAUUGGCUGAUCGAGCUCGUAGGGAAUUAAUCUCCCGGCCCAUGCAGCCGUUUUGUCUUGUAACGUACAGCUCCUUCUCGUUCCGUGACGAGACAAAAUGGCUGUGAUUGAGAGUGAUUGAUUGGAAAUGCUUUUUGUAGAUGAUAUGUUAUGGAUGCAAAAUAUAUCACUAAAGCUUCAGGGGAACCAAUUCACUCUUGGCUUACCAUUUAUACCAUCAGAUUGUCGUUCAUUUCCCAUAAAGAUGUAGUCAAAGUAAAGGUCGUGAUAUAAUCUUUCAUGUAAGCGAAAAAAAAAAAAAAACUAAAGAGGUAACCUUUGCAUUUAAAAUAUUUCGACUGAAAAAUCUUUAAUUAAAUCCGGAAGUGAAAAUGAUUUUUAAAAUCAAAUCGUUCUUUAAUUAAAUCACACUGCACGAUUCCUUUUCUAGCCAAACCGCUUCGAGGGAAGACCAUUAUUAAAAACGGAUUAGAAUUCGAGGAUUAAAAUUGCACCUCGAAAAAUUUAUAUCAAUUAGCUAGGAAGAUGAAUAUGAUUAUAGGAUAACUUGAUUAUCUUUAGCCUGUGUGGAAGGAGUUCGAAAUUAUGGAAAGGAAAGAGAGUUUAGGCACGAGACCGCGCGCGAGGGAGAAGAGAGGAGAGGAAAUCGUUCCCCUUCCUCCUUUUUCGCGCGCCCUUAAGUGCUUCUCACGCACCUAAACCAUUCCUUCCCUUCCCUUUCGAAUGUCUGCCACAGCGGAGAAAGAGGAAUAUGUGUUUACUCGUAACAUUGAGAUUCUUGUCAACAAACCUUCCCAUUACUUAGAUAGCAUCUUUUUCUUGCAUGUCAGUGCAGUUUGCUUUUAUGCGUGAUUAAAUCUUUCAAUAAAAGACAAUCAGUCUAACAGUAUGUACAAAUCUUGUCCAUUAUUUUUCCUAACAAAUAAGAUCGAACUCAUUAUGUUUGCUCCUUAACAGAGAUUUUCCCCGUACAGUCUCUCAAUAUUGAUUUCAGUAUCCAAUGUAGCUAUUUGCAGACUUGUCUGUUCGAUUGCGGUUAUAAAUAAAGACGCACCCAGUUAUCAGGGUUUCUUAACCUAGAUAAUGGGAGAGGAGGACGUCACAAUAACUUGGGGACCUAAAUAACCAGUGCUGUAUGCCCCGGUAGGGGAAAGCGUAUGAGUAUACCCGGUAGGAGAUACCCUUACAGCAAGUUAGUCUCAGUAAGAAUUUCCGUAAAGAGUACGAUUGUCUUUUAUUUAGCAAGGCUUUUAUUGCUUUGUACGUUUUCGUAUACAGUGUACCAUAAAUUUCACGACUUUAUCUUUUUUUCUAUAUUUUUGAUGGUUUCGUAGAAAAUACUUACACUUUUAUCUUAGUCUGAGCACAACAUUGACCACAUAGGAGCUCCUCUGAUUUUAAAUCUAGCUCGGAGGAAACCUAAGGAGGAUAUACCGAUUCAAUAAAGUUUGUGGUAUAGAAUAGGCGCCUUUGCCCAGUAUAUAUGUAAUAUGCCUUAAAUAAAGAAGGGAGAUUAGCCUAGGCCCGGGGGAGGGGGAGGGGUACUCGAAAAAUUUUUAUACGGUUCCUAAGGUCCAACCCCUUACCCUUUUAUAUACCUUUUAGAACUUUGCAUUCCUCAGUUUUGUCUGCUGUAAAUGUACUGUCACUUGACUGGGAAUUAAUCACAAAAAUAAAACGUUUUCUAAACUUUAUAAAGCCAUAAAAUCCAUCUGUUAGCCCUUGGGGCCCUUUAACAGACCCAAAUGACAGAUUUCCCUACCCUUUCAUAUACUUCAAAGAGUAAAAUCCCUACCCUUUCAUAUACCUGAAGCCUGAAAAAGGUACCCCCCUUUCGGGCGGAGCCACCCCGUAUAGGCCAUUAUAGAGAGUAACCCCUCCGGGAGCCUAGGCAUCCAGUUGACUUGUUAACCCAAGACUUCUAUCAGUAGAAACACAUGUAUUACAUGGUGAUCACUGCAUGUAAACCGCCUUUUACAAUAACAAGAAGGCGUAACUAUCACAGAAUUCCAUUACUCUGUAGCCUACCCCAGAACUAUAGUUUAAGGAUCUAUAAUAAGUAAAUUGGACCGUUCUGAAUGAACAGAGAUAAAAGCAGUUUGCCCAAGUCACGUACUUGGUGAUGUCAUCACCUUUCAGCCCGAGAUAUAAGUCAAGCCGACAACAAAACUGAAUGGUUGGCCAAAUUAAAUCUUCCGCUAGCAUUACCUUUUGGUACCGCUAUACUUGAAGACAUCAUUUUAUUUUGUUUCCUAGUGAAUAGGUGCACGACUAUCUUUCCAAAAGGCGGUAAAUAAUGGUGGAGAUAAACCGCGAUGCAAUAAGCGUCGAUUACUAUUUGGCGCUAUGCACCGACCCUAAAUAGAUGUUAAGCCAUUUUCAGUGGCUAGCUAUACUAGCAGUUUUCGAGUGUUUUGAUUGGCCCCUGUAACUUCCGAGGGUCUUAUAUCCAAGGAGGCUUAAAAUCGGAAUAGAAAAUGAGUUUUUAAACACGCUAUAGCGGUGCUGAUCAAAAUACAAUUUGCAUUUACUCAAUCAAUCAAUCAAUCAAUCAAUCAACUUUAUUUAAACACGGUAAAUGGCUCAGCAAGCUGGUUUUCACACAUGCCGUGUGAUAAUUACAAUUUAUAAAAAUUAAGACUAGUGAUUAACUAACAAUACAAUAUAACAACAAGAAAUAAGUAUUAGAAAUAAGAUAAAAACAUGAUAAAAGUUAUAUCCUAAGAUAUGGCGAGUUUACUGGUUUUAUAUUAAGCUUCAAAACUUCAUUGAUAAUAAAUAGAUUUCACAGGAAGCUUAUAAUUGGUGCUAGAGGGGGGCUUAUAUUCGAGGAGACGUAUAAUAGCAUGUAUAGAAAGAUUGGUCUAUAAUUGGGGGCCUUAUAAGGGGCGGGGGGGCAGUAGGGGCUUAUAACCGGCUGUUACGGUAUGUGAGUUUUUUUAGACAGGCUCCUUAACCUAAUGACAGACCGGGUUCAAGUAUUAUAAGAAGAGACCUCGUCUUUGGGCGUUCGAAUUGCACGACUUAGUUGACUAGAAAAUAGGAAUGAAAUGUAUUAAAAAGUUUUAUCCAUUCUCAUUUCUUGUUCUGCUAUUUUAAGGCUGUUUUUUUUGUGUGCCCGAUUUCAAUAGAAAAUAUAUGACGAUGCAACAGAUCAUUUUAAUGUAUCCGAUUUUUGACCAGUUUAUAUCUUUUCGUUUUUCUUUCGAAAAAUCAUAGCGUGAAAACCGCCUUAAAGCUCUCCAGUUACAAGAGCAAGUUUUCUUCAACAAGGGAAACUUUAGGGGCACCCAACGACUGUUUUCUGUAAAAUAUCUGUUCGGAUUUUUUUUACCUCAGGGCGGCAAAAAAUUUCUAGAUGACCGUUCCAUUCACGUACAAUUUUCGAAGCUUAUCUAACUUAUAAAUUCCCCACGAUUUUCUGCUACAGCAAAAAUAAAAACGAAGACGAUGCACUCUCUUUUUGACCGACUCUAGAUCGUAAUAGCCGGGGAGGCUACUCAACACAGUUUUAUACGGGGAGGCUUCGCCCCGAGGACUAACCCCUUAACCCUGCACUUACCAUUUUUGACAGAAAACAUACCCUUUUGUACACCUUCUAUUGGCCGUAUUUAAAAUAGAGACGGAUUCUCCGCCUGAGACGGGUUAUCCGGUGGAAAGUUCGCGUCAGGCAGAUAAUCGUCUUAUAUGAUUGCACUUUUAAGCCUUCGUCUUCAAUUAUAUAUGGGCCCAUAUCAUGGCUGUAAACGAAAAAAAUACAUCCGAAUAUAAUCCCCACCGGGUAUAAUAAACUCCCCUCUUGCAUGAACUGAAUUGAAUUCGAUUUACAAUGACGUUUUGAAGCCUUAAUUAACGAGCAGUAAAUGCAAAAACAUAUAUUUUGAUCAGCAAUGCUACAAGUUAUUUCGAAGCGCUUUUUCUAUGCCAUCAAUAAGCCCCCUCGGAAAUGAAAAGCCCCUCCGUUUAUACGCCUUCCUAAAACCAAUUAAGAAGAUGUACAUGUAUAAUCCAUGGGCUUAUGAGCGACAAUUUAUGGUAGGGGACCGCUCACAUAUCUAGUACCAACACAAUGUCUUUUGUCAUUUUCAUGUAGCGUUUAAUUUGAUUCAAUGAAUUUUAACUUUAAUUUUAAUUUCAAAGGCUGUGACAUUGCUAAAUUUGAAAGUGAUACGUCUUAAGCUUGCAAAGAGUUGCGAAAAUUUACAUACGUUUGUACGUGUGCGGGUGGGAGGGGGAGAGCAAUUGUACCCGUCCCCUACCGUCAGGCAAACGCCUGUAAAAUUUCCCGACUCUGAGGAGCUAUAUCUUCGUUAAUUCGUUUUCGAAAAAAAUCACUUCCAAAACUUGGCAGUUUUACUCAUUUUAAAACGUACUUUCCGGGGGUUUCCUUAGCUUGUCCUUGUCAAAAGUUGAAAAAAAAAAAAAAAAAAAUGGUAUGGUCUAUCCUGAAAGGGGGGCACUUCUGGGUUGGGCCUCCCAGUAUAGGUCAUUAUAGGGGGCCCCUCAACCCCCCCCCCACUCCCCCACCCCUUUCAAGGUAUAAGAUGUGAGAGUUUAAAAAUGGACACACUAACACUAGACACGUUAAGGCUUGUUUAGCUGGAGCUUAGUGGAGCCGCUACUUUUUCUGACCGUCAGUAGCAUACCCAACUUGGACUGAAGGCAAAUUCAUGAUUAUUUUUGACGCACUAAAGAGGAAAGGCAUGGGGUACAGUUAGAAACACAAAAUCGUGAUAGCAUGCAUAAAACUUUGUUGCUUUCGUAACAAUUUAUAUUCUGCCAUUUAUUUUUGGAAUGUUCAUCUUUUGACCCUGUUUCAGUAUCUUGAAGCCAGAUUAUAAACAAAGAAUAAGAAGAGCCAACAAAUCGCCAUAAAAGGAAAAAGAAACAAGCAAAACCAAAGUAAGAAACAAUACACCGGAACAGAGGAUUUACUGAAAAUAUUUUCUAUAAAAUGAUGAGCACGUAGCACUGAUUUCAGAAAACGCUGUGUUCUCGUUCAACUCUCACCGCCAUGGUUCAGAAUUUCGCUGUUUUCCUGAUUCUUUCUCUUUUUGGCGGCUCACUGGGAACAACCACCUCACCUCAGCAACAAACUGACGCCUCAAAAUUACAAGACUUAUGCCAGGUAAGAAAUGCAUAAAGAUGUAAAAAGGACUACUGCGCCCUAGAUUAGGUACACCCAGAAAGCGUUUUAUUACUCUCACGUCGUUAUGAUCAUUUAUUAAAAAGUACCCGUUAAAAGUUUAUGGCAGUUUAUUUAAAAGUCCUCGCUUCAGCAUGAUCUUUCCUCGAAAACCUGAAGCCUGUCCAUUGUUAAUUGUUAAUUUUCUCUGAUUCCAUCCACCAUUCGAGACGAGAUAACGAUUUAAGAGGAUUAUGAUAUUCAAGGUUCAUUCCGUGCCUUGAAAACAAGGGAGACGGCUGGCGGGUAUAGACUUCGUCCAUUUUGGUUCGGAAUCAUUGUUUGCGUGAGAGCCACAGGCGUGUAUGAACGUAUUUAUCGUUUCAAUUCCAAAUGAGAAGGAAAUAUAAAUAAUUACGCGAAUUAUUUUUCGUUGCUGUUCUAAAUUAAUCUAAGUAAUUAUGACAUGCAUAAUUUCUUCGAGACAAGGUCUGAAAACUGGUAUGGAUUUUAGAGGCCAAGUCUGAAAACGGGUUUAAAAAUGACGUGAUUUGGUCUGAAAUAGAGUCAGGAUUUGGAGAACCGGGUGGCACACUACCACCGCCAAGAAUUCCUAGGAGUAUCCCCCGCCUCGAGUUAUCCAAGAUCCCGUUUCGUCUUCGUCUCUGCUAAGUGCAGGUCAUCUUUUUUCAACUUCAGCGAUCUAUGCUGGGUUUCCCUGGUAUUCCUGGACCAAAUGGUAUACCGGGAGUGCCGGGAGUGCCGGGCGUCCCGGGGCCACACGGACCCCAGGGAAGAGAAGGUGUAAAAGGACAAAUUGGUGAUAAAGGAUCAGAUGGAAUGCCGGGUCCAAGAGGAGACAGAGGGCGCGAAGGACCCCCUGGGAAGAGUGGACCACGAGGAAUUCAGAGAAUGAAAGGAGAGCGCGGAGCUGUGGGAAUUAAAGGAGAGCGAGGAAUUGUGGGAAAUCAAGGAAGAAAAGGAGAGAAAGGAGAGAAAGGAGAAAGCGCCAAAGCAAGUCAAGCAAGUGUAGUACCACAAACCAACUGGAAACAAUGUGUGUGGAAAUCACACAGCGACACUGAUAACGGAAAGAUUAAGGUAAUUAGAAUAAGAAUCAUUAAUAACACACUCCAAAAAAAAUUUAUUCCUUUCUAAAUCAAAAUAAUUCAAAGAAGAACGUCUCCCCUCUUAAUUACCGUUUGCCAACACAUUACAUAAAGAACUAAGUUACAUCUCCCUCUACUUUGGUUCUUUUUGAAAGAAAGAAAGAAAGAAAGAAAGAAAGAAAGAAAGAAAAAAACAUCGUGCGUGUUAAAAUGAUUCCUGGCCAUGUGGAUAAGGACAACAACAAUUGAAGUUAUUACAUAGUUUGUAAAAAAUUAGGAAGUAUUCUUGACUGGAGUAGUUAAUAUCAAUCAUUACACUUGGUUACUCGCCUUACUACAAUAUGUUUGAUUUGUUUGAUUUUAUUCCAGGACUGUGCGUUUAACAAACUGCAGUCUAAUUCAGCGCUCAGAGUCUCAUUCCAGGGAAACAUGAGGGUCAAUGGUAAUGUUAGGUGUAACCGUUGGUAUUUCAAGUUCAAUGGAAAUGAAUGCAGUGGACCAAUGACGAUUGAGGCUGCUGUUUACAACUACUGGCCAUCUGGGAACAACCCUACUCUGCUGCAUCAUCGGUCAUUUGAGGGGUACUGUGAAAACCUUCCACAAGGUGCUGUUAGAGUGGAAUUAUGGGUAGGAAAGUGUAGUGGCCACACCCUGGGUGAUGCUCGCACUGGGUGGAAUUCAGUAUCUCGGAUAAUGAUUGAAGAAGUAUCUAGGCCCCAGUCCUAA
Porites lobata is the source of this 8430-nucleotide messenger RNA. The record is from the annotation of a GenBank genome assembly. NCBI's taxonomy places the organism in Eukaryota, Metazoa, Cnidaria, Anthozoa, Scleractinia, Poritidae.